Messenger RNA from Microthlaspi erraticum, 1698 nucleotides. The record is from the annotation of a GenBank genome assembly. Lineage: Eukaryota; Viridiplantae; Streptophyta; Magnoliopsida; Brassicales; Brassicaceae.
AUGGUUAGGUUGGCAGAAGAUUUGAAAAAAGAAAGCUCAGAACCUCAUGACCUGACGAGGCUCAAAGUAUGGGUCAAGUCACGAACAAAGAAGGAUGGAACGCCAGUUAAUAUAGACGCCGCAGAUAAGAUUCAAAAGGCGACUAAGUUAGUUGACUCGCAAGACCCGUCAUCAACAUCAUCAAACCCAAAGGAAGAUCUCCUUACUCAGGUUUUAGGACCUGAUAAUCCCGGUCGUUUUAGGGCAAUGGGUAGAGGGAUGAGCAUCAGCAAGUUUGCUUGUUUCCAAAUGAAGAACAAAUACAUGACUGAAAUGCAGCAAACCCAAGUUCACCUGCAGCAACAGGUACAAGAUUUACAAGAGGCUCUUGCGACAAUGAAAAACCAGAGACAUGAAACUGAGGUUGGUGAAAACUCUGCACCAAGAAGCGUGAACAAAAAGUCACAUAUUAAGUGUAUAUUGUACGAUUGGUCUGCCUCUGAUGAAAAAGUUGCGGAGGGUCAUAUACUUUCUUCAGAUCCUGAGGAAUUUGUCAAUGAAAUUCCGUUAGGGCCUAACUCUGUUAAGGUUUUGGUUGAGACUGGCGUGAAGACGGAGGCAUUUCUUUGGAGACCUGCUCCUAACAUGUUUACUGUUGGUGAAGCUGUUGGUGAGAUUAUUGCGUGGCCUCAGAGUUUUACUGCAAUAUUUGAAAAUGAGGAAGCACCAGAAGACAUAGCGCCUAAGAGCCCAAGCAUCAGUUCUCCAAACCUCUGCAAAAUAAUGGACUGGACUAACAAUGAUGAGGAGAUUGUUGCUGAAGGUAGAUGGCAGACACGUGAUCCCAAAGCACUGGUUAAUGGACUUCCUCUUGGUCCAAAUGCUAUUAAGGUAUUUGUGGAUGCAGUCCUAAACCCUGAUACAUUUCUCUGGAGGCCGACAGCCGAGCUUUUAAAUCUUGAAGACUCCUUGAAAUCCUUCGUGGCAUGGCCUGUCAACAAAAUCUCGUUUGUUGGUCAAAAUACAGAACCACCAGUUACAAGCUCCACUGCUGACCUAUCUGCUACAACUCCAAGGCUCCUACGAAGAAAAGCCAACCAACUCCACAAUCGUCUCCUCAGGUAUUUACAAUUGAAUCUGUAUAUAAGUUUUUUGUCCGAAGCAGAUGGCUGUGAGAACCUGAAGUGCAUUCUGAUGGAUGUAACCGGAGAGAAGAGGGUUGUUGCCGAAGGUCGAUGGUCUUCAAACAAUCCAACACAAGUAGUCCACUUCAUUCCUUUGGGUGAAAAUGCAGUUCGAGUAUGGGUUGAUGUGGUCAAGGUGGGUGAUGCAAAGUUGUGGAGGCCAUCUUCUUUUAUGGACUGCAUGGAAGAUGCAAUUGGCACUACCGUAGCAUGGCCGGAAGACAAAAUCUUGAUCGUGAUUAGGUUUAGGGUCAAAGGAAAGUCAAGGGGGAAGCAACAUUUUUCGGGUUUGACUUUGACUUCUCAGCUCGAUCGAGUUGAAGCUUGGCCGGUCGAGUUGAGGAACUCGACCGGUUGGUCGAGUAGGCGGUCGAGCUGGUCUUCAAGAUGGCUUCUCCCUUCUUCCUUUGCGUAUCCAGUUGAGCUGCGUCCAUGUGCCAAGUCCCUCCAUGCUCCUUGUCCCAUAUGCUCCAGAAUGCUCCAAAAGACCUAUUUCAAAGGACCAAACAUGCAUAUGUAUGCAAAUGCAACCUAA